This is a messenger RNA of Striga hermonthica, 438 nucleotides long. The record is from the annotation of a GenBank genome assembly. Lineage: Eukaryota; Viridiplantae; Streptophyta; Magnoliopsida; Lamiales; Orobanchaceae.
AUGGCUUCCCAGCAGAUCGCCUCCCACCGCGAGAACGCCGAGGUCCACACCGGCGACGCCGUGUGCAAGCAGAAGUCGCUGGAGCUCCUGGAGCGGAUGCACCUCCCGCGCGGCCUUCUCCCGCUCGACGACAUCCUCGAGGUCGGCUACAACGAGUCCACCGGGUUCGUUUGGCUCAAGCAGAGGAAGAGCAAGACGCACGUGUUCCGAUCCAUCAGCCGGAGCGUGUGGUACGACACGGAGGUGACGGCGUUCGUCCGGGACCGCCGGAUGAAGCAGGUGACCGGAGUGAAGAGCAAGGAGCUCUUGAUCUGGGUCACUAUUUCCGAUAUUUCGAUUAGGGACCCGGAUUCUGGGAAAAUUACGUUCGCGAUUCCGACGGGGCUCUCCAGAUCUUUACCCGUCUCGGCGUUUGAGGAUGGGGAGGAAAAGAAAUAA